Molecule: messenger RNA, 1884 nt
Organism: Clonostachys solani
Lineage: Eukaryota; Fungi; Ascomycota; Sordariomycetes; Hypocreales; Bionectriaceae
Source: the annotation of a GenBank genome assembly
AUGGAAAACUUCAUACACUGCUCACAGCAUCCAAUAUCCAAGCCAUCGCGGCUCUGGGCUGCGUCAUCCUUCCAGUACGGAGAUGCCGGUGCUCUCCAAAUUGAUCAUGUCAAUGAUGGUGAUGAGUAUGACCUUCAUCUAGGCCUUGGCACACAACACGCAUCGCACCCGCUGUUGGUGUCCCACUCACAAGGAGACAACUUGGAUCCCAAUAUUUUCUUCAUCCCAGAGCCGCAGGAGAUGCAGAGGGACCCCCUGAUCCGUUACAGUCUCAACCCCGACCUCGUCAACACCUUGCGAGAUGAUUACGGCCGCCCGAAUCAUCGCAAGUUUUCAGCGGCAGAGACGUUGUCUCAAUUCGAUCCUUCCUCGCAGAGCGUGCAUCAAGGGGACGAAUGCGCACCGCCCGGGCUUCUCGAGUCGCCUGAAUUGCCGACAUUUGGAGGUUUGAAGCCACUCGAAGGAUCACCACCGACUACAGAAUUGACGACACGUACGGCGCCGCCUCCAGAGCAGUGGGAGGCGAACAAAGCGAAUAUGUGGACACACUACAUCCUAAAAAACCUGCCUCUUCCCAGAUUGAUCAAGCUGAUGAAGGCCAAAUACCGGUUUACAGCCAGUCCAGCAAUGUACAAGAGACGCUUCGUUGAAUGGGGAUGGUCAAAGUACAAGCCUCGGCAAGCAAAAGACAAACAGGCGCCCACCUUUUCCAUCUCGAGGCCUUCGAAUUCGCUCCGCUACGCGCCAUCCAGACGACUCAGUUUCCAAAACGAUAUGUGGCCGUUACGUCCUGCCUUGAUUCCGCGCGACAGUAUUCCUGUCAAAUUGAUCAUGGACGAUCUCCUCACCAACGUGAGCAAAGUUUAUCAUUCCAGGUGGGACAUUGAACGAAGAUGGAAAGUUGAUAAUCCUUUCCGAGUUCUGGAGGACGAGUACGAUGAUUUGUUCGUGAAGGUGGUCGGCUUUGCCAAGAAUUCUCCUGCAUACCGUUCCGCCACCUGGAGGUCCGGGAUUGGAGACAUCUUCAACGCGCUGGAUCCUGUCAUGGAGGAAUGUGGUCUCUUCGCACUGCCAACUAUCUGGACAUGCGUAUUUCGCCUUCUCAAGGCCAAACAACCACAGGCCGCCAUAGAAAUGCUAUUGCGAACUAUUGGGCUGGCCCGCAUACAUGGCUGGGAUGAACCAUUUCAACAUAUCCUACAGCUCCUACCUUCCUUGGUGGGAACUGCCGGAUCAGACAUUACCCACCUCCAAGAUGGUCUUAGGGAGGCGUAUCGUCGCUGCCUUGACGAAACGGGAUCCUCCUUGAGCCUGAGCAAACUCACACUCCUGUCACUGCGCGGCUACUUCGUCAACUAUGUUGACAAACAGUGCUCAAUACAGCAGAAGAAGACACUGGCCGAAACGAAAGACUUGGUCGAGGAAUCUAUAAGGAGAAACGGUGCGAAUUCUUCCACCACCCUCGACAUAAUGGGACAAUACCUGUUCAUUCUUCAGUCACAUCCUGUUUGGGAGCCCGAGUUGGAGAGAGUUGCAAUGGAAAUUGAUCGACAGAUCAAGCAGCUCCGAUGUCAGAGCAAGGCCCCCCUUGAUGCCGAGCUGUCCAUGACUUGGAAGGAUGCAAGGCAUGUCCUGGCCCAGUAUUACUAUCGGAUGGAUGAUAUGCCCAGAGCUAUAUCCACACUGGAGGAGUAUAUGACUCAAUGUGCUGGUGACGGCGAUGAUGACUUUGAUCACAUUGUCAAGACGAAGCUCGAUCUUUGGAGCAAGAAUGAGAAGACCAAGGUGGCCGAACAGAAUGAACACUCCGCAUCUUGCAACGAAUUUUGUCCCUGUCUCUGGCGAGGAGUAAACUGGGAUUCCCCUAUUUGGGGAAGCCAGUGA